This is a messenger RNA of Penicillium oxalicum, 441 nucleotides long. RefSeq lists its product as uncharacterized. The coding region runs from base 1 to 441 and encodes 146 amino acids. The record is from RefSeq and is a predicted model, not a curated record. The transcript has a single exon. NCBI's taxonomy places the organism in Eukaryota, Fungi, Ascomycota, Eurotiomycetes, Eurotiales, Aspergillaceae.
AUGAUCGUCCAGCCGCCGUUCCAUUCAGUUGGGUCAACUUCGCGGUCUCGCCGACCCCCAAAAUCCCAGAAUCGGCGCCACGCCAGCAGUCUCAUUGCUCGGCAAGUUUUCCCGCAACAUGAUUCGUCGUGCAUCCGCAUCUCCUGUCCAGAUAGCGCUCGUGCUUCGUCCUACCAUAGUUUUUCCCAGAAAAUGAAAGAUUACACGAGUUUUUCAGAAGCAUUACGGCCUCCAUCGCUGGCUUUUGCCUGUCUGCGUCAGCCUCUAUGGGCAGCAGUAAAAGACGUACUUUGUGGAUGCGAUGAGGAACGGAUAGUAAUGCUUAAUUCUUCUCAACUCGAGCCGAGUGAAGUUCGUUCAGAGACGGAAUCAAAUAUUCGUGAGGUGGCCAAGGCAAAAAGAAAAAGAUUUUUCUCCCCGCCGUGCUUGAUCAUCAGUUAA